CUCUUCGACGCACUUCCGGGUAGCUCAGCUAGCUGUUUUAGACAAACCGACUUACUCUCGAAAAUGACAGCAGUAGCGUAGCCAACUGAAAAUGAGGCGCUUACUAUUAAUUGCCUUUCUGGCUCCUUGUUGGGUCAACGGUGCAGUUAAGUCAAGAGUUACUCCGGAGGAGAAUCAUGAAGAAAACACGGAAUUUGAUGCCCUGAACUCCAUCCUGUCAGAUUUUGAGGUGCUUCCAUCGUCGGGCCUCCAGCUGCACUCUGUAAGGAAGAGGGACGUCCGCACCCAGUCCCACCUGGAGCGCCUGGUGAGCUUCAGAGCCCUGCACAGAAAUUUCAAGCUCUACUUGACCACCAACACAGACCUUUUCACUGACAACUUCAAAGCUGUGUUUGCUGAUAAACACGGGAGGGAGGAGAACUAUGAUGUUCAGCUGCAGAACUAUUUCACUGGACAUGUUGUUGGAGAGGAGAAUUCACGUGUGCAGGCACACAUAGAAGGAGAUGAGUUUUCUGCUCAUAUUCUAACCGAUGACGCAGAAUACAAUGUAGAGCCCCUGUGGAGGUUUACCAAUUCCCCGACUGAUGGCAGGUUGCUGGUUUAUCGCUCGGACGACAUCAGGAACCUAAGCCGCAUCAUCUCCCCAAAAGUGUGUGGUUACAUCCACGCAGAGGCUGAAAACUUGCUGCCACGGACUGCCAGGAGGGACUGGGACGGGCAGGAGGAGGUGGACCAGGAAAAGGUUCACCACCAUCGAGAGAAGAGACAGGCUCAUGAUCACAAGAAGAAUACCUGCCCCCUGUUGCUGGUUGCAGAUUAUCGCUUCUUUAAACACAUGGGGCGCGGUCAAGAGAGUGUCACACUCAACUACCUGAUUGAGCUGAUUGAUCGAGUUGAUGACAUUUAUAGGAACACAACCUGGGAUGAUGAAUUCAAAGGCUACGGGGUCCAGAUCCAACAGAUCAUCAUCAACAAGGAGCCUACAAAGCCUCCCCCUGGCCAUGCUGGCUCUGACUGGGUACACUACAACAUGGAGAACAGCCCCAGAGGAAGGGAGGUGUGGGAUGUGAAGAGACUUCUGGAGCAAUUCAGCUCAGACAUAGCUGACAACGCCUCCGCUGUGUGUCUCGCCCACCUGUUCACUUACCAGGAUUUUGAUGAGGGCACACUGGGGCUGGCCUACGUGGCCCCCUCCAAACCUCUGGCCCUCGGCGGCCUCUGCCCAAAACCAUACUACCCAUCUCACUCUGUAAAGAAGCCAAGUUACCUCAACACCGGCCUGACCAGCACCAAGAACUAUGGCAAAACCAUCCUAACAAAGGAAGCAGAUUUGGUGACCACUCAUGAGCUGGGCCAUAACUUUGGAGCAGAGCACGAUCCUGACAACAUCCCUUUUUGUGCACCCAGUGACGACCAUGGGGGGAAGUUUGUCAUGUACCCAAUCGCUGUGAGCGGAGACCAUAUCAACAACAAGCGUUUCUCCAACUGCAGCAAGAUCUCCGUAGGAAAGACGUUACGUUUUAAGGCUCCCUUGUGCUUCAUAGAGAGGAACAGUAAAGUAUGUGGGAACUCCAGAGUGGAGGAUGGGGAAGAGUGCGACCCCGGGUUACUCCACCUCAACGAUGACCCCUGCUGCUCAUCCGACUGCAAAUUCAAAGGUGGUGCACAGUGCAGUGACAGAAACAGCCCUUGCUGUAAGAAUUGCAAGUUUGAGCAGGCUGGAACAAGGUGCCAGGAACCCAUUAGCGCUACCUGUAAAGGCAUAUCCUCCUGCACAGGCAACAGCAGUCAAUGUCCACCUCCUGAAAACGCUGCUGACAACACCGUGUGUGUUGACAACGGCCGAUGUCGCAAUGGAGAGUGCAACCCCUUUUGUGAGGCCAUGCAGAAUCUUCAGUCCUGUGCAUGCAACGCUACAGAGAACUCCUGUAAAGUGUGCUGCAGGGGAAAAGAUGGCACUUGCUCUCCUUUCCUCCAGACCAAUGGCAGUUUCCUUUUCCUUCGCAAAGGAAAACCCUGCACUGUGGGCUUCUGUGACGGGGCCGGAAAGUGCAUGAAGCAGGUGCAGGACGUGAUCGAGAGGUUGUGGGAUUUUAUCGACAAACUGAAUAUUAACACAUUUGGGAAGUUUCUGGCUGAUAACAUUGUGGGCUCUGUCGUGGUGUUUUCCCUCGUCUUCUGGAUUCCUCUCAGUAUCCUGGUUCACUGCGUGGACAAAAGACUCGACCAGCAGUAUGAGGAGAACACAAAGUCCUUCUUUUACCCUCCAAGCAGUCAAGAAAUGCUGAGCAACCUCGAGUCGGCGUCCGUGCGCAUCGUCAAGCCUCCUCAGCCUCCCUGCUCCUCCGCCGGCCCGACCGCGCCCUCCUCCCUGCCCCUGCAGCAUCAGCAGCUGAGCCAGCUCGGGGCACCUCCCGCGGCAAGCAGCAGUACCCAGGCCCCCGGCCCGAGCUGCGGCCCCACCCCGGACAGCGCAGGGGGGCUGCGGAUGGCCACCAUCCAGGAGGACACCAGCAGCGACUCUCACCUGGGAGAGGAGGGCCUGUCGGACGAUUUCACAACCGCAGGAGCCUGCUCGUUGGCUACGAAAUCCUCCUACGAGGAUCUGACAGAACAGAACCUGCCAGCCAGGGACCGGCGGCGGCUCAAGAGGCAGGACUGCAUUGACACUAAAGAGACCGAGUGCUGAAAGUAAACCACCAGUACUGAUACGUGUUUUAGGGAACAUGCAAAUAUCAACCGUAUCUGUUGAAAGGUAAAAGCAUACGUGUUUUGUAGGUCAGUGUACGGCAACUCUAGAUGUGGAUGUUAAUCAGCCAGCUGUAAUUUGGAUUUAAGCACCACCAUACGAGUAAUACACAAGUAGUGUUAAAUCCCUGUCACUGCAAAUAAAUUAGUUACUGAAUUCAGGUUUUUGUGUGCCUGUGGUAAAAUAAAGCUGUGUCUUUUUCAGUUAGGGUUUCCUUGACCAGAUGAAGCCUUCAGGAUCAGAGUAGGUCUGUGAGAUUUAAUCCACCGCAGCCCUGUUGCCAUCACACAUUAGUUCAGUUAUCUUUUUGUCAUAACCCAUUGGCUAAAUGGUUUCUGAAUACGCAUUAAAAAAUUAUUUA
This is a messenger RNA of Micropterus salmoides (largemouth bass), 3110 nucleotides long. RefSeq names its product ADAM metallopeptidase domain 17a (gene adam17a). Gene Ontology annotation, cellular component: plasma membrane. Bases 92 to 2689 code for a protein of 865 amino acids. NCBI's taxonomy places the organism in Eukaryota, Metazoa, Chordata, Actinopteri, Centrarchiformes, Centrarchidae. Gene Ontology annotation, biological process: Notch signaling pathway; membrane protein ectodomain proteolysis. The transcript is spliced from 19 exons. The record is from RefSeq and is a predicted model, not a curated record. Gene Ontology annotation, molecular function: metalloendopeptidase activity.